This is a messenger RNA of Cercospora beticola, 1902 nucleotides long. RefSeq names its product ferric reductase family protein. The record is from RefSeq and is a predicted model, not a curated record. Gene Ontology annotation, cellular component: plasma membrane. Gene Ontology annotation, molecular function: ferric-chelate reductase activity. NCBI's taxonomy places the organism in Eukaryota, Fungi, Ascomycota, Dothideomycetes, Mycosphaerellales, Mycosphaerellaceae. Gene Ontology annotation, biological process: intracellular iron ion homeostasis; copper ion import; iron ion transport.
AUGUCCAUGACUAGCCCGCAAUGUCAGGCAAACGAUACCGCACUGCUUACCAGCUUGGCAUAUUGCAUGAAGGAGCACUGCCCGGCGGAUGUGACAGCGGCAGACAUCGAAGAUUAUUGGGGAUCCCGAAUGCUGGACACCACCGGAACGGUCCAGGCCAAGUGGACGUACGGCGAGGCUUUGGCACAGGUGACGGAACCACCAACUGCGGUUUUCAAUUCGAGCUCCGAGGAUGUGUUAAACCAGACUGUCUUGGCGCCGAAGAGCACGUACGAGGUGAACAAUCGGUUCAACAUCUUGUUCGAUCAUCUUGAGGCGCUGCAAGCAAGAUACGCGUUUGUCAUCAUCACGAUCGGAUUCGGCACUCCAAUCCUCUUCUCGCUCCUCCACUUCCUGCCGUGCACGACCAAUCUCCUCGACAAGUUCAAGCCGUACAUUGUGUAUCCGUCGUUGAUUGGGACAUAUCGUAUGCGAUCACUGCCUUGGCUUCUUGGAAACGCCCCCACAGCCGGCCAGGCAUUGUGGAUAUUCAUGUUCUUCGCGAUCAAUCUUGUGCUGAGCUGUGUCAAUUAUCGCACCAUGCCUGAGGGAACCAUGCCAUGGGGAUUCACCAAGCGGGAGGAACUCUUGGCCUACAUUGGGUAUCGCACUGGACAUUUCGGAUAUAUGCUACUGCCGCUUGUCAUUCUCUUCUCCAGCCGCAAUAAUGUGCUCUUGUGGGUGACGAGCUGGUCAUAUGAGACUUACCUGUUGCUGCAUCGCUGGGUCGCACGUUUAUUCACGCUGUAUGCAAUCAUCCACAGCGUUACACUGUUGGGCACUUACACUGGGUCGGGAAGCUAUCCUACUGCGUCAAAGGAACCGUAUUGGCUGUGGGGCAUUGUGGCCACUGUCUUGAGCUGUGCGAUGCUUGUCUUCAGCAUGCUCUGGUUUCGCCAGAAGAGUUACGAGCUCUUUCUGAUCGGCCAUAUCGUCAUGGCCGUCUUCGUUCUCGCCGGCUGCUGGUACCACGUCAUCCUCAAAUGGGGCUACAACUUCUACGACAAUUGGCUCUACGCCGCCAUGGCCGUUUGGGGGUUUGAUCGUCUCAUGCGCCUUCUUCGUCUCCUCAAGAAUGGUGUCAAGCAUGCCACAGUAACAGAGAUCGACAAGAAUCAUGUCCGUAUCGACAUUCCCGAUAUUCACUGGGAUCGACAACCAGGCAGCAUUGCCUUUGCCUAUUUCCCGCAACUCAACAAAUUACGCCCGUGGGAGAACCAUCCCUUUUCUGUCAACGCCACAAGCUCUUUUCAAACGCGCGACCAUGCCAUUGUCUCAUCGGGCAUCUCUUCAGACGGCAAUUCGUCCUCCUCCGCUCGCGGGACUGAUGAAGAGAAGACCAUUGGUGUCACUGUGUCGUCCAGCUAUGCUCCACCACCAGCUGCUGGCCUGACCUUCAUUGUCAAGAAGAGAGCCGGCCUGACCCAAUACCUCAAAUCCCACGCAAGCCUGCUCACUCUCAUAGAUGGGCCGUAUCCGCGCAAGAUCGAUGGUGCUGUGCUCGCCGCUGAUCACCUGCUGCUCGUCGGCGGCGGUAUCGGCAUUACAGGAUUGGUGGCAUGGAUCCAUGCGCAUCCGAACUUGAAACUCGCCUGGAGUGUGAGGAGCGAGGAUCAGCCGUUGGUCAGUGAACUUGAUGCUGUGCUGGAGGGUGUGGCGGAUAAACAGGUACUUGUUGGCGAGCGCAUUGAUGUUGCUCGACUGCUCAAGUCGACUGCGGCGAAGGGAUACAGUAAGGUCGGAGUCGUAGUUUGUGGGCCGGCCGGUAUGUGCGACGACGUGCGGAGCAAGGUCGCGAGGGUUGGUCGUGGUAGCGGGAGUGCGACAAUGUGGGAUUUGGAGGUCGAGGCUUUUUCGUGGUAG